This is a messenger RNA of Conger conger (European conger), 1996 nucleotides long. RefSeq names its product TATA-binding protein-associated factor 2N-like. Gene Ontology annotation, cellular component: nucleus. Bases 110 to 1384 code for a protein of 424 amino acids. Gene Ontology annotation, molecular function: transcription coregulator activity; RNA binding. The record is from RefSeq and is a predicted model, not a curated record. The transcript has 16 exons. Lineage: Eukaryota; Metazoa; Chordata; Actinopteri; Anguilliformes; Congridae. Gene Ontology annotation, biological process: regulation of DNA-templated transcription.
GUAGUGUCCCACGGCAGGUCGGAGUUCACAGGAUCUGCAGUGUAUCGUUUCCUGGCCGUAUUUUUAAUUGUCUGAAAGGUUUAAUUCCCGUUUUAUAUAACGUUGAAGAAUGUCUUCUGAUUCUGGUUAUGGCCAACAUGGCGCACAGCAACAAAGUUACCCGUCGUACGGCGCCCCUCCUGCCCAGGGCUACCAGCAGAGUGCUCCGGGCUACGGUCAGGGGAGUGACGGGUCCUCGUACGGGGGGCAGAGUUAUGGUUCUGGGUACGGACAGCAAGCUGAAAGUUACGGGCAGACUGCACAGAGCUACUCCUCUGGGGGAUACGGCCAGCAGCAGCCGCCGCAGAGCUACGACAGCUUCAGCCAGCAAAGCACAGAGCCUUCAGGAGGUUACAGUGGAAAGCCGUCUUAUGGUCAGCAGUCCAGCUACGGAGACCAGGGAUCCUAUGGACAGUCUCAAGGGGGUUACGGAAGGAGGAAUGAUGGUGACACUGGUCAGGGGGUGAGGAGGUUUGGGGGAGACGACGGGGGCAGAUCUGAAGGUUUCGGCGGAGGAUAUGGAUACAGGGGCAGGGGACGUGGCGGUUUCGACCGGGACGGAAGAGGCGGAGGCAUGGGUGGUGGUGACCGUGGUGGCUACAAAAAUUUCGGUGGCCCGAGAGAUGAUGGACCGAGACAUGAUUCAGGAGGAGACCAGGACAACUCCGACAACAACACCAUCUUUGUCCAGGGACUCGGGGAAGACGUCUCCACCCCCGAGGUUGCGGAGUACUUCAAACAGAUCGGGAUCAUCAAGUUGAACAAGAAGACCGGGCUUCCCAUGAUUAACCUGUACACUGACAAAGCCACCGGCAGACUGAAAGGAGAAGCCACCGUGUCGUUUGACGACCCUCCCUCUGCGAAGGCCGCCAUCGAUUGGUUCGACGGCAAGGAGUUCAACGGCCAGCCCAUCAAGGUGUCCUUCGCCACCCGGAGGGCGGAGUUCAUGCAGAGGGGCGGCAGAGGCCGCGGAGGGUUCAGGGGCCGUGGCGGUUUUGGAGGCGGUCCUUCAUUUGACAUGAAGGGAGGCGAUUGGCCCUGUCCCAACAGCUCUUGUGGCAACAUGAACUUCGCCAGGAGGACGGAGUGUAACAAGUGCGGCACGCCCAAACCCGGGGACGCGGGCGGAGAUCGCGGGGGGCGAGGCGGGUACGGAGGGGACCGAGGCGGGUUCCGGGGCCGGGGCGGGUUCCGGGGCGGAGAUCGCGGCAGUUACGGAGGGGAUCGCGGCGGUGGAUACGGAGGAGACCGCGGGGGCUACGGCGGUGACCGUGGCGGUUAUGGCGGCUACAAGAUGGGUGGAAGAGGUGAACACAGAGAAGACAGGCGAGACAGGCCAUACUGAGGAUUCCUACGGGACCCAUUCCAAUCCUGGGGUUUAGGGGGCAAAGGGGGUUAGAUCUGAGUUCCCUUUCACGUACCUUUCAUUGUCCGAGCAUCCCGCGAACAGCUCCUGUCUGGUGUGCAGCUACUGUGGAGGAACUCGCCGCUUUGGUGGUCAGUCUGUAGGGGGCAGCAGCGAAAGUCUUCAUGAUUUUCAUUUCAUUUUUUAUUUUUUUGUUUGUUUUUGUUUUUUUUUCCCCAUUUGUCUUGUUCUAACAGGUUAAGACAUGGAGUGUUAUUGUAGACUUGUAAAAUGCUGCAUUGCCAAAAUUGCAUUUUGUAAAAUGAAUAAAGUGUGUUCUACUUCAUUGUUUUAAACUGAUAAGUAUUCUGAUCUUUUUUUUUUUUUUUUUACUGGACGUUUAGCUUUCCAGAAGCUUCUGUUGAAAGGAGAUCAUGUGAAGUUAUACUGUAGAUGAGUCAUGGUUGAUCUGUAAUGAUUGCAUUCUAAUGCAACUUCUUAUUUUGUAAUGUCUGUUCUACAUUUGUAAACUGUCUUUAUUGAUCACAUAACCCAAAGCUUCAACCAUCAUCUAGUGGUUUAAAAAUAAAGAAUUUUAUAAUUUGGCAGCCA